AGUAAACUCCGGCUGACGGUGUUCAAGUCCGCUGCUCGUCUCUGGCAACCCGUUAAUAACCAAACGCUAUUAAUUGGUGUUUGCACGUGGCCAAUCAAUCAUGGAACUAUUGACUCGAUAUCUGGAUAGGAGCAAUUCAAUUAGCUCAACUACGACUCAAGACAUUAUUAAAGAGGAGAUGCUGAGGGAUGACAUAAAGUACUACUUCAUGAGCCCGUGUGAGAAGUACAGGGCCCGACGACACAUACCCUGGAAAUUAGGGGUGCAGAUCCUGAAAAUUGUCAUGAUCACCACACAACUCAUCCUAUUCGGCCUCAACAACCAGUUGGUGGUGUCCUAUAAGGAGGAGAACACCAUGACCUUCAAAAACCUGUUCCUGAAGGGCUACACUGGGGUGGAUGAAGACGACUACAGCAUUGCUGUCUAUACACAGCAAGAUGUCUAUGACAGUCUGUUUUAUGUCCUGGAUCAGUACAGCCAGUUGGGUCAGCUCUCUGUGGGUCCCAUCAGUUUCGCUGAGGAUAAAGACGGCAGCCUCCUUCCUCUCAUCGUCUGCAAGGAGUACUACAGAAGAGGCAGUGUGGAGCCCUCGGAGGAGGCUUUCGACAUAGACGCCCAGCUGGAGACAGUUUGUAUGUCACAUGAUCCAUUGACUGCAAACAAAUGGAAAACUGAGAAUUCAUCCUUUUUUGACCUGGACUUUUACAGGCUUGUGGACAUCAAAAUAACGUUCCAGCUGAAGGGAAUAAACCUGCAGACAGUGCGCUCACGAGAGUUACCUGACUGCUACUCCUUCUAUGUUUCGAUAACAUUUGACAAUCAGUGUCACAGCGGAAAAGUGAAAAUAUUCCUGGACAUAGAUGCUCAGAGCAGUGCAUGCAUAGAUUGGAAGAUAUCUGGGACUGCUCAGAAGAAUACACACUAUAUUCUGGUUUUUGAUGGCUUCGUCAUACUGGUCUGCCUCACAUCAGCAGUGCUGUGCACCCGCUCUAUCGUACUGGCUAUCAGGUUACUCCAGAGAUUCUCCAGGUUCCUCCAUGAGAACUACAAUCGUAAAGUGUGCGAGGACGACCAAGGCGAGUUCCUGAAUGGCUGGUACGUGCUGGUCAUUGUCAGCGACCUCUUGGCCAUAAUUGGAGCCAUACUGAAGAUGGAAAUACAAGCUAAGAGUCUAACAAGUUAUGACGUGUGCAGCAUCUUUCUGGGAACAUCCACAUUAAUGGUGUGGGUUGGUGUUAUCAGGUACCUGGGCUACUUCCAGAAAUACAAUGUACUGAUUUUAACCAUGAAAGCAGCCUUCCCCAAGGUCCUGCGGUUCUGCUGCUGUGCUGGCAUGAUCUACCUCGGCUACACCUUCUGUGGGUGGAUCGUACUGGGGCCAUACCAUGAGAAGUUUGAGGGCUUGAGCCGUGUGUCGGAGUGUCUAUUCUCCCUGGUGAAUGGUGAUGACAUGUUUACAACCUUCGCCCAGCUCAAAGACAAAAACACUUUGGUGUGGCUCUUCAGCCGGGUUUACCUCUACUCCUUCAUCUCCCUGUUCAUCUACAUGGUGCUGUCACUCUUCAUCGCCCUCAUCACCGACGCCUACGAGACCAUCAAGAACUACCAAAAGGAUGGAUUCCCACUGACAGACCUGCACAAGUUCCUCAGAGAGCAGCGAGAUGUUCCUGUUGUGGAGGAGGAUAGUCAGACAGACGAUCAGGUCCGAUACUCAAUGUUCUGCUGCUGUGAAAGACGUCCUGAAAAUGACAACAUGACACUAAUCAGCUGACCGACAUCAAUCUGGGAGGUGGAGGAAGUGGAGGAUGCUGGGAACAAAACUUCACAACUUUAAUACAGACUUAGGAAUCAAAGGAUCCACUUGAAAAUCCUGAAAAGUGUCAAGUUAUUGUUCUAUUUGAUCGAUUUUUGUAGAGUGAAGUGCAAUAUAAAAUACCAAAUGAGUUCCCUCUCUUGAACAGAAACCUGAACCUUGAGCUCAGAUGUUGGAACUUGGAUCAAGACAAAGAGAUUUCACAUUAUUAAACAGUAUCUACUGGAGCUCAGGAUAUUGUUGAGAAGUUUACCAGGCCUUUUUGUGGCAUGCACAUGUGUUUCAGUUGCCAAAGAACUGGAUUCAGUAUUUUCUGUAUUUGAAUGUUUCUGCAAAUGUCAUGCAGUGCUAGAUGUAAUUUAUUUGUGAGAUGUGAUGGGUUUGUUUGCUUGAAAUUUUGCAUACAGUAAAGCUAAUCUUUCUAUUUUUCA
Molecule: messenger RNA, 2244 nt
Organism: Scomber japonicus (chub mackerel)
Lineage: Eukaryota; Metazoa; Chordata; Actinopteri; Scombriformes; Scombridae
Gene: mcoln2
Product: mucolipin TRP cation channel 2
Exons: 14
Coding region: 101-1771 (556 amino acids)
Cellular component (GO): membrane
Molecular function (GO): NAADP-sensitive calcium-release channel activity
Source: RefSeq, a predicted model, not a curated record